Podarcis raffonei (Aeolian wall lizard) is the source of this 2476-nucleotide messenger RNA. Its product is annotated as vomeronasal type-2 receptor 26-like. The transcript has 5 exons. The record is from RefSeq and is a predicted model, not a curated record. Gene Ontology annotation, molecular function: G protein-coupled receptor activity. Gene Ontology annotation, cellular component: membrane. Bases 31 to 2433 code for a protein of 800 amino acids. NCBI's taxonomy places the organism in Eukaryota, Metazoa, Chordata, Lepidosauria, Squamata, Lacertidae. Gene Ontology annotation, biological process: G protein-coupled receptor signaling pathway.
UUGAAUCUGACAUAUUCAAAUGAAUACUGGAUGAUGAUGAUGGUGAUGAUGUUGCAAUAUGUACAUUUUUGCAGAAAAACAUUCACACAGUACUGGCAACCCCUUUCCUCCUUAUUUGCCAUUCAGGAUAUCAACCAGAAUCCCAGCCUCUUGCCCAACAUCACUCUGGGCUACAACAUCCAUGAGAACUUCUUUCAUGGAAGGGUGACAUGCGAAGCUCUGGUAGACCUGCUGUCUGCUAGGCAGGCGAAUGUUCCGAACUACAACUGCGGGGGACAGAAUAACCUGAUUGCUGUUCUCGAAGGGGCUGACACUCAGAACUCCAUCCAGAUUUCAAGCAUGUUGGGCAUCUAUAAAAUCCCACAGGUCAGCUAUGCUUUUGUCUCUCAUGUUCUGGAUGAUAAGAGGCAGUUCCCUUUUUUCUACCCAAUGGUCCCCAAAGAAGAAGCCCAGUACCCAGGGAUUGUCAAGCUGCUCCAUCACUUCAGAUGGACGUUCAUUGGUCUAAUUGCCCCCGACACCGAAAAUGGAGAGAGAUUCAUGAAGACCCUGACUCCUGUGCUCAUCAGGAGUGGAAUUUGUGUUGCCAUCUCACAAACCAUCUCGGUACUGAACACAAAUGGAUUCGAUAUCAAUUUUCGCAAAUUCUUAAAGUGGAGACAAGCCCGUGUGUUUGUGUAUUAUGCAGAGACUUUUCAUGCCUUGCAUGGAAUUUUCGUUCUACAACAUUUAUUUGAUUACUUGAUAAAGCCCACUGCGGGGGAAGUCCUGGUCACAACAGCUAUGUGGGACAUCUCCUUCGAGUUAAUGUACAGCGGCUUAUCUUACGAACACAUCCAUGGCAUUUUUUCUUUCUACACUGAAACAAAUAAAAGGAAAGAAUCUAACGAUAUUCCAUCCCUUUUCUUUGCAAUCAAGCAGUUUUGGGAGGAAUCUUUCAGUUGUUCCUAUUUAAAGCAUGCAUGGUCGGUGAAAGGCUGGAUAAGAUGCAGGGAGAAAGGAAAACAUGAGAUGCUGCCCCAAGAUGAUAUGGAAAGAAGCCUCUCUCUUGACAGCUACAGGAUUUACAACACUGUCCAAGCUUUGGCCCGUGCCUUAAAUGCUGCAUAUUCCUCCAGAUCUCUGUGGCAGGUGACAGACAGCCUGGAACGUCAAAGGCUACAGCCAUGGCAGCUCCACCCUUUCCUGGGAAACUCCCAGUUCUACAAUUCUUCCAUGGAUGGAGUGUAUUUGGAUGAGAAGGGGCAAUUAGCAGCUGACUUUAAUGUUGUGAAUUGGCUGAAGUUUCCCAAUAAGUCCAUCCUUAAAGUGAAAUUUGGGAGUAUCAACAGACGGGGUUUGUCAGACCUACAAUUCACCAUUGACCAGGAUGCUGUUGUGUGGCCCAAAUGGCUCAGCCCGACCCUACCUAUUUCCCGGUGUGUGGAAAGUUGCAGCCCUGGAUUCGUCAAAGUCGUUCAGGAAGGAAAGCCACUCUGCUGCUAUGACUGCGUUCCCUGUGCGGAAGGGACCAUCUCCACUCAGGAAGAUGCAGAGUAUUGCACCAGGUGUCCUGAAGAUCAACAUCCAAACAAGCCCAGGGAUCAAUGUGUCUUUAAGAUUAUAACCUUCCUGGUUUAUGAAGAACCUUUGGGGAUCCUCCUAGCUUCCUUUUCCCUCUUGUCAUCCUUAACCACAGGCAUUGUGUUAGGAACAUUCAUUAAGUACAAGGAAACCCCCAUAGUCAAAGCCAACAACAGGGACCUUUCCUACAUCCUCCUCAUCUCCCUCUUGCUUUCCUUUUUGUCCUCCUUCCUCUUCAUUGGACAACCUACAAAAGCAACCUGCCUUAUGCAACAAGUGGCCUUUAGCACCAUCUUCUCAGUUGCUGUCUCUUCUAUCUUGGCAAAAACCAUCACUGUGGUCAUGGCCUUCCUGGCAGCUAAGCCUGGGAACAGGGUGAGGAGAUGGCUGGGGAAGGGUUUUGCACACUCUGUUGUCAUUUCCUGCUCCAGUGUGCAAGUUCUCAUCUGCACCAUCUGGCUUGGGGUCUCUCCCCCAUUCCCAGACUCAAACAUGCACUCUCAGCCUGGAGAGAUCAUCCUGCAAUGUAACGAAGGGUCUGUUGCCAUGUUUUACGGUGCUCUUGGCUACAUGGGCUUCCUGGCCUCCAUCUGCUUCACAGUGGCUUUCUUAGCUAGGAAGCUGCCUGGGGCCUUCAAUGAAGCCAAGCUGAUCACCUUCAGCAUGCUGGUCUUCUGCAGUGUUUGGUUGUCCUUUGUGCCCUCCUAUCUGAGCACAAAGGGGAAAUACAUGGUGUCCGUGCAGAUCUUCUCUAUGUUGGCCUCCAGUGCUGGGCUUCUGGGCUGCAUCUUCUUUCCCAAGUGCUACAUAAUUGUACUCAGGCCUGAUCUGAACACAAAGGAGCAUCUGACAACAAAAGCUGAUUCUUAAAUUACUCAUUUUCGACAACUGUCGUCCAGUACAGACAUACUUG